AUCAUAGGGUUGUACCUUUCGAUUGGUGGACUGAAAGGACAGCUGGGAGUGACUCUUACUCCCAACAGAGAAAAUCCCAUUGAGCUCAUUGGGCCAACAAACAAGAUUACUGAAAACUAUUUCUACGUCUGCUCUGGCCCUGGCCCACGAGUUCUCUUUCCCACUCUCAUUGGUGGCAAAGUCUUUCUCCUGGUGAUGGCACUGGUGUUCUCACUCAGGACGAGAAAGAUGAAAGACGAUGGUCAAGAC
Molecule: messenger RNA, 249 nt
Organism: Geodia barretti
Lineage: Eukaryota; Metazoa; Porifera; Demospongiae; Tetractinellida; Geodiidae
Source: the annotation of a GenBank genome assembly